Molecule: messenger RNA, 8017 nt
Organism: Pangasianodon hypophthalmus (striped catfish)
Lineage: Eukaryota; Metazoa; Chordata; Actinopteri; Siluriformes; Pangasiidae
Gene: pcdh17
Product: protocadherin 17
Exons: 5
Coding region: 986-4381 (1131 amino acids)
Biological process (GO): homophilic cell-cell adhesion
Cellular component (GO): plasma membrane
Molecular function (GO): calcium ion binding
Source: RefSeq, a predicted model, not a curated record
GUGAGUUUAGUCAGAGAGAGCCGUUGAGGGGAUGGAACCGGCAAAACCGGGCGAGAAAUUCCAACCGCACUGUUCUUAACAGUUAUCGUGACACCUCUGGGAUCUUGUUCACCAGGGCCCACACUUUGUAUCGAUCUUGAUCUCGAUAUCGAUAUCUAUCACUUGGCUUUUUUUUUUUUCAUUUUUUCUUGUGUGUGUGUGUGUGUGUGGGUUUCAUUUUGCGUGGACUCUCUGUGUUAGGAGCAAGGACGCGCAGAUGUGACGGCGAUGCGCCGUGCCACAGGGUUCAUCACCGCGCAAACGCCCUCUGUGGAUCUAUAUUUUGUAUCUGGGGCCACAAGGUUCUCAUAAAGAUUCUCCAGCGGAAGCCUGGUGACUCACUGCAUGCUGCAGCCGCGAGCAGAGGGGACUCACUGCAUUCUAAUAGGAGGAGAGACGCGGGAGAGGACUCGCCUCGGUCCUGUUACGCACACACACACUCACUCACACGCACACGCACAUACACACACGCACACGCGUGCGCACGUACUGCUGGAGCACUUUGCAUCCAUCCACAAUCACGCACCACUGUAGCGCGCGCUGGACCUCUCCGUGGGCUUCUUCUUCCUGGGCUUUUUCAGAAGAGUGCGCAUAAAAAGGAUGUAACUGGCUUUUGGUGUGUGGUGGCUGUUGUUGGUGUUUUUUUUUUUUUUUUUUGGCUGGACAGCGCGCUGUGUUCUGGGAGAGAGGAAUCUCAGAAAAGGCUGCUCGGUCGUGGAAGCCGGAUGGUGGUGAUCCAGCGCGCGCAGGCUUUCAGCAGAAUAUCAAUUAGAUGUUGAGCCGCAACGCUGCUUGUGGAAGCGUCGAAGAGAUUGUUUGACGGAGGGAAAGAGCGCACAAUGUCUUUGGGCAUUGUUUCACCAUGAACAGACUUGGAACUGAAGGUGUGAAUUGUGAGAUCGCUGGACGGAUCAACAGGUCGCAAGCGUAAAGCGCAUCUGGAGCCAUGGCGCUCGUGUCGAGACGAAUGCACCUCUCUGUUUUGUCUUUCUUACUCUUGUGGGCGCAAGCCCUGACGUUGAAAAACUUGAACUUUACGAUCUCCGAGGAAAAGAACCAGGGUGUGAUUGGAAACAUUGCCAAAGACGCAGGGCUCGAGCUGAGAGAGCAGGGCAAAAAAUCCAACUUCAGGGUGCUGGAGAAUUCAGCUCCACACCUCAUAGAUGUGGACCCCGAGAGUGGGCUGCUCUUUAUCAAGCAGAGGAUUGAUAGAGAAACACUGUGCAAACGAAACCCUAAGUGCCAGCUCUCUAUGGAAGUGUUUGCCAAUGACAAAGAGAUCUACAUGAUUAAGGUAGACAUACAGGACAUAAACGACAAUGCGCCCAGCUUUCCUUCCGAUCAGAUCGACAUCGAUAUUUCAGAGAACGCCGCCCCUGGCACCCGCUUUCCCCUAGCUGCUGCCUACGACCCCGACACCCGGGAAAACGGCCUUAAAACAUAUCAAAUCACACGAGAUGAUUACAGCAUAUUUUCUCUGGAUGUGAAGUCCAGGGGAGAUGGAACUAAAUUUCCUGAGCUGGUCGUCCAGAGGUCUUUAGAUAGAGAGGAGCGCAGCCAUCAUACUCUAAUUAUAACUGCCACAGAUGGAGGGGAGUAUCCGAAGUCAGGCACAAUGCAAAUCAAUGUGAAAGUAAUUGAUUCAAAUGACAAUAGCCCCGUUUUUGAGCAGUCCUCUUAUGUUGUGGAAAUUCCUGAGAAUUCUCCACCGGGCACAGUAUUGAUAGAUUUAAAUGCCACUGACCCUGAUGAAGGAAGUAAUGGGCAGGUUACCUAUUCUUUGAGUUUUUAUGGCUCGGAUAGAAUCAAAGAAUUGUUCUCAAUAGACCCCAAAACGGGUGUCAUAAAGAUUCAGGGGAAAAUCGACUAUGAGGAAAACCCAAUUAUAGAAAUUGAUGUGCAGGCAAAGGAUCAAGGUCCGAAUCCUGUUCCUGGCCAUUGUAAAGUCACUGUUAAAGUGCUUGACAGGAAUGACAACUGGCCAUCAAUAGGCUUUGUAGCGGUUCGGCAGGGGGCAGUUAGUGAAGCAGCACCCCCAGGGACUGUCAUUGCUCUGGUGAGAGUGACUGACAAGGACUCUGGCCGCAAUGGGCAGCUCCAGUGUAGGAUUUUAGGCAACGUCCCAUUCAGACUUGAGGAGAACUCUGACAAUUUCUACACAGUGGUGACAGAUAGACCGCUGGAUCGAGAAGUGAAGGACGAAUACAACAUUACGAUCAUGGCCAAAGACAACGGUAACCCUCCACUGAAUGCCACCAAGUCUUUUACAGUCAAAAUUCUGGAUGAGAAUGAUAACGCACCACGGUUCACAAAGAUGGUCUACCUCCUUCAGGUGCCCGAAAACAACAUCCCAGGAGAAUAUCUUGGUUCAGUUCUGGCCCAUGACCCAGACUUGGGCCAAAAUGGCACUGUUUCCUAUUCCCUCCUUCCAUCUAAUGUGAGUGAGGAAUCCAUCACCACAUACGUGAACAUCAAACCAACCGAUGGAGCCAUUUAUGCCCUAAGGAGUUUCAAUUAUGAGCAGACCAAAUAUUUUGAUUUCAAGGUCCAGGCUAAGGACUCAGGUAAUCCCCAUCUGGAGAGUAACACUACAGUACGUGUGAGUGUGCUUGAUGUCAACGACAACAUCCCAGUCAUUGUGCUGCCACUGUUGCAAAAUGAUACGGCAGAGAUACACGUCCCACGCAAUGUUGGCGUAGGCCAUGUUAUUACGACGGUGAGAGCAGUGGACAAUGACUUUGGCGAGAGCGGCCGCCUAACCUACGAGAUCUCGGAUGGCAACGAGGAGCACCUGUUUGAGAUUGAUUCUGUGACGGGAGAGGUGCGGACAGCUCAGCCACUGUGGGAGGAGGUGUCUUCUGUGGUGGAGCUCAUCAUCAAAGUGACAGACCAUGGAAAGCCCACGCUCUCCGCCAUGGCCAAGCUCGUGGUCAAGGCAUAUUCGGGACCCCUGCCAGAGGGCGAGCCGCGGAUCAACGCUGAGCAGCAUGGGUGGGACGUGUCGCUCCCUUUGAUUGUCACGCUCAGCGUCAUUUCCGUCAUGCUGCUGGCAGCCAUGAUUGCAGUCGCCGUCAAGUGCAAGCGGGAGAACAAGGAGAUCCGCACCUACAACUGCCGCAUCGCAGAGUACUCACACCCACAGCUGGGCAAGGGCAAAAAGAAGAAGAUAAACAAGAAUGACAUCAUGCUGGUGCAGAGCGAAGUGGAGGAACGUGACACCAUGAACGUGAUGAAUGUAGUGAGCAGCCCCUCGCUGGCCACAUCACCGAUGUACUUCGAUUACCAGACCCGCCUUCCCCUCAGCUCGCCCAGGUCUGAGGUCAUGUACCUCAAACCGACAGCCAACAACCUCAGCGUUCCCCAAGGACACGUGGGUUGCCAUACGAGUUUCACGGGGCCUGUGACUAGCACCACAGAGACACCGGUUAACAGAAUGUCGAUAAUUCAGACCGACAACUUCCCCACCGAGCCCAAUUACAUGGGGAGCAGGCAGCAGUUUGUUCAAAGCAGUUCCACGUUUAAGGACCCGGAGCGAGUGAGUCUGAGGGACAGUGGACAUGGGGACAGUGACCAGGCCGACAGCGAUCAGGACACCAAUAAGGGCUCGUGCUGCGACAUGUCCGCCAAAGAAGCACUGAAGAUGAAGGCAACUGGACUCAAGCCUCAACCUCUUGAGCAGGAAGAGGACUGCGUGAACUGUACUGAUGAGUGCCGGGUCCUGGGCCACUCGGACCGCUGCUGGAUGCCCCAGUUCCCGGCACCAGGCAUGGCGCAGGCUGAGGGUCUCGACUACCGCACAAACCUGUUCGUACCUGCAGGAAUGGAGGCCGUGGCGACCGAGCCAGAGAGCUAUGAGGCAACAGGCAACACCAGUGGCAAGAAGACCUUCUGCACUUUUGGCAAGGAGCGGCGUGAGCAUGCCGUCCUGGUGGCCAACGUCAAGCCUUACCUCAAGGGCAAGCGUGCUCUCAGCCCACUGCUCCAGGAAGUGCCCUCAGCCUCGUGCAGCCCUACCAAGGGAACCAAAGGCGUUGCAGACGGAGCCGAGGUCAAUCCCAGCACCAGCCACUAUGAAGGGCCCAAUGGACUUUACACUUCUCCUGGAAAGCAGAGUAGAGAUCAAGGGUACUGUGCACUAACCGGCUCAGAUCCUGUAGCCAAAGUGCUGUUGGAGGCACGUUCACGUAUCAGCCAGGAAACGGCUAACGAGCCGGACGGAGCACUUGAGCAUGGAGGAGGAGAGGCAAGCCGAGGAGGCAUGGACGCCGAGCAGGUGGUCAGAGACAUCGAUAAACUUCUCCAGGACUGCCGAGGCAACGAGGCUGCAGUGGUCAGGAAGUGAACAGACUAAUACACUGAUGCAGAAAAUGAAAAAGAAGACAAACAGUGUGAGAGGGCGAGAGUCUGUGAGCUUAGAAACACUCUCAAAGAGUGAGGUGCUCAUGAGGUUUGACAGAUUAGGACAGAAAAGAACUUUUGACAGACUGUCUCAAAAAAAAAGCCAGGUUUUCUGGACGCCAUGUUGUUUUGGGGGGGAGGGGGUUCUUAGGGAGUUUCAGAUGUUGCUGUUUCUGGCUUCUUAGCAAGCUUUUUCUUCAAGUGCCCACCAGCUCUAUACUUUCUUUCUGACUCGGAACGCCACAAACCGCAAGAAAAGGUUGAUUCUGACAAUCGCAACUGAAAUGUAGAACACUCCAAAUGCGGUUGGAUCUCAUGAAGACCGAACCACGCUCUUCUCUUUUCUGACUUUGUAAUAUCAUUGUAUGAAAUACUGAAUAAUCUCUGAUUAUCUCUGAUCUAUGGGGAGGGGGAGGGGUGGUAACUGGGGUGCUUAAUUAAGAAAUGUUACCAUUUCUUCACUCGCCAUUUCUAGUCAUAUGUGUAAGCUGUGUUUCCUCCCAUAUAUACGUGUAUAUGGAACAUUCCAGAUUGGUGAAACUGUUACUCCUUUCCUCAUUGGUCCUUUGUGUGAACACUGUCGUCACCUGUCUUCUACUUGUCCCUUCUUUUAAGGUGACCUUCCACUUGUCCUACAUUAAAUUAAGGCAAUCAUAAUUAUGUAUAUUAGGGACAUAUUUCCUCGACUGUGAAAAAAAUCUAUAUAAAUAUAUAGAUAAUAUAUAUAUAUAUAUAUAUAUAUAUACAUAUAUGAACUUAUGUAUAGUGUCCAGAUAUUAACAAAAAUAUUUAUACAUUUUCUAAAAAAAAAAAAAGAAGUGGAAAUCAGAAAAAGAAAAGUGUACUGAUGCUGAAAAUGCAGUUGUUAAUGAUAUUUAUUACACUGCAAAGGACACUGGUUCGAAUUCCAAGAAAACGAAUGUCAAAAAAAAGGAAAAAAAAAAAAAAAGGAAAUGUCCCUUCACAUUUGUCCCUUAUUCACAAUAUCAUUUAAUGUGCAAAAUGUAUCCAAUUAAUGUGUUUACAUCGAAAUUACAUAUUUUUAUUGAUUUUUUCUGCAAUCUCUGUGCAUAUGAGCCAAAUUGUUACGUGUACAAGAGCUAUAUUGUGUAUUUUAUUAAAUUAAUAUAUAGUUGUGUUGCAAUAUACAUGGGCUUAUAUUGUAUUUGGCAACUGUUGCCUUAGUAGCCGUCAAACUCUGUGAGUUUCCUUUGCUGUUGGGUUUUGUUUUCUUCGUCGUCCUUUCUCUGUCUGUGCUCUUACUGAGCGAGCCGGCUACCGUACACCUGGGCACGCUAGCGGGGCUUUUUUUUACACACGCGUGUUCGAGCAAACACUUUCGCUUUAACUCGGUCAGAGCUUAUUCAGCCAGCACAUUUCUAUCAAAAUGAGACGAAACACAUACAACUACAGUUUGAUUACCUUUUUUGCAAUGCUGAGAUAAACUUACAGGGCAGCUAUUUUUUAAUUGUGACAAGUUCUUGUCAUUUGGAUUUAUUUUUCUUUCUUUCUUUUUUUAUUUUUUCAAAUCUAAGCCUGCCAUUUCAUAAAGCAGCGUGGAGUCCCUGGCUAACAUUCUGUGAUACUGCCUUACUCACUCAGAAAGCUCACAUUGUUACUGUAGUGCACUUGACUACAAAGAGGACGGGGGGGAUUCUUGAGAAUGUGCUAUCUUAUUUUGUAUAUAAGGACUUUUGAGCGGUCUUUGUAUUCGCUUCAUAUAUGUGUGUUUUCGUUAUCGUGAGCCCAUCACAAUUCAGAUGAAAUUUCAUCGCAAUUCACACCGGUUCUUUGUCUCGGACUGUGUGAAACUUGAUAGCCAAGCAUCUAUUUUUCUCUUUGCUUUGAUGUGUUUUUUUUUUUCCUCGCUUUUUUAUCCGUCUGGAGCUUCACUGUAGCAGUAGAGGCAGAAUUCAAAUGACGCAUUAAUGUCAGGUCUGCAGUUCGAGCAUUCACCGUAGCUUCUCUUUGUAAACAACAAAUGAGAAAAUAAUUAUUUUUGAUUCAGGAGAAUACCGACUCCACUGCUUAAAUAUGUGGAGUGAAAACUUUUUUUUUCCUAAAAAAUGUAAUGGCUGUAAAAGGAGGUAGCUGAUCCAAUAUGGCCUGGUUUUGUUUCUUAAGUGGUGCUGGUCUGUGUCAUGAACAGAUAAUGAGUGCUCAUCAGCUUCCCAUCUCUCCAUUGCUGAAAUGCAAGACUUUCUUGUACCUGCCUCAUCUUGACUGUGUGCUCGAGUGAACUGUUACACACCUCAGGACCUCAAAGAGCCCGUGACUGACUAUUUAUGACACCUGAUGCAGUCACCUGAGGAACAACUUAAACUGCAGCGUACAAAAUAGCCUCCUAUUAUCCUUCAUAUUCACAUAGACAUGAUAGACAGAACUAUUCACAUAUUUUUGCUUUAUAUAUUUAUUUAUCUGCCAAGAAAGCGCUCUUUCUGUUUUUUUUUUUCCUUCUCUCCCUGUCUUGCAGUGGGUUUAUCUACACCCAGGUGCAGAGAUAUAAGUUUGGCAUCAAGGAGAAAACGAAACUUUGUGUUGGUUUCUAAUUGAGUGUUUUUUUUCCUGCCCAAACACAGUGACGAGUCUGAUAUUUUUGACACCCUCGACAUAACCUCAACAAAUAAUGAAAGGCGGCACGGCGGCUUGCGCUCAGAGCUCGAAGCGGCAACUGACACGAGCGUCUUCUCUCUUCCUUUGCACUCAUCAUUGUAGUGCGAUGCCGUGCGCUCCCUUUCAUUUAAGAGAACAAAACAUUCGAGAGACACGGAUGAUCUUAUGCGCGCUUUAACCCUGAGCCAGACAGAUAGAAAUAACUUUUCUGUUUGUCAUUUGUCUCCGUUUGUUUGGGUUUUUUUUUUUCCAACUCACUCUAUUCACUCCAAGUUUGCUCAUUUUUCACGGCUUGCAAAGAUGUGCGUGUGUGGUGCACUAGUGGUUGCCAUUUUGUGAGCAAGUGUGUGUCUGUGUGUGCCCUAAAUUACUAGAGUUAUUCUCUGCGACCUAAAGUUGACCUAAACGUAUUUUUUUCAUUCUAAAUCCAAUAUUAGUGGCACAGUCAAACUGAAGACCAUCCUGAGGUGUCUCUUGCAAAGCCUGUUCAGGUCUCCCACUGAGGUGGAAUGAAUGGUUUAUUACCCAGGCCUUGCAAGCUAUUUGCUGUCUAAUGGAGUAUAAGUUGCUGAGGUCAACACAUAGUUGGAGAUCCAGCAUAAUGCAGUUGCGCCCUCAUUAUUGUCUAAUUACACUGGCUAGGCAUGGAGAGGGAUUGAUCGCUGCAUUAGUCAGAACAGGGGUAUUUUUGGCCAUCAAAGUCUGCCGCUUCAAUGCGUAAUUGAAUGAAACCCAUUAAAAAACAAAAACAAAAAAAAAAACAUCCUUCUACCGUUUCACCAAAUCCUGUCCUGAACACACAUACACACACAGUCCCACACAGAGGGAUCCACCAUACGCUGGGCAAAAGAAAUGAGGCAUACAUUGUAUGGAUAAGCUCAACUGCUAUUGUCUAAGGCUGUGUUCUAUGUGAUCUAUCUGAAAAACAAAACAAAAAAAAGAAUAAAAAGCAAAUUAAUACAUUUAA